AUGAGUAACAAUCAAGACGAAAGCGACGAAGAGAGCUCUAGAAAGCGCCUUACAGUUCCUAGCGGCUUUAGAAACCUACUUGAAAAUCUCACCUUGGAAAUUUUGCGGUCGAACCCAAGUGACAUUUACAAAUUUGCGGCUGAGUAUUUUAAAUCAAGGUUGCAGGAAAGACAAGGUAGGCGUAUUGUACAAUACUGUUGUUAUAUCUGUAAUCGUAUUUGUAGGACUUGUAGUUUAAGAAUGAAGAGUCGGUCGUUCGAGGUACAAGACAAGCGCUUGGAUUUUCGCGAGGUCUUUAUCAAUAACACAGUUACUCAAACAUGCGUCACUCGGCGCUGUUCACACUUCCAAAAACAACAUUCGAACUGAUUUUGUUUCCUUCCAAGUUUUAGUACCACGUGUAUCGAAACAAGAUUUCGUAUUUGCCCCCUAUCCUUCUGAAAAUCAAUAGUACAGUUUCUCAAAAGCUUUCAAACAUGGAAAGUCCUAUCAGUUUUUACAUCAGUGGUCCUGUCAGCUGCUCCGUUGACUAUUUUUAAAGGACUAUCCAGGGUGAUCAGUUUUGUUUAUGUUUUCUCGCGAGUUACAAAAUAUUUUGAAGCAAAAAGUGGCAUUUGAUCACCUUGUCAAUCCUUGUAAUUUUGAACGUUAAAUACGGCUUCAGUCCUGUUGAUAUGAAAUUGUCAAGACGGUACAGGAGCAAUCGACACGUCGAAUGAUAAUGAAUGAGUCGCCCCUACUGGGCCAAUUUCGAUGUCAGGGUAAUUUUCGGUUCAUUAAGAAAAUCAAACGAGUUUCUCUAAAUUGAAAAUUAUACAUUAUCUUUUAAAGUUCGUCAUGAAUGAAAUCAAUAAGAACUUGCCGAAGCUCUGGCGAAGUGUGACUGCCUAUUUAUUUUGAGUCCUUAAGAGAAACACUGUGGUCCAUUGUGACUGACGAAAGUGUGGUUUUUCAGCUGUCCCCGACAAUGUUUACAUCUCUUAGUCACUGUUUUGCAAAGUAAAUCGGACUUUAGAUGUACGUUAGGGUUAAAUAAAUGCAGAUUUGUGUUAUAAAAUACUUUUUUUUUUCACUUUCGAAUCUCCUUUGAAUCGUCAGCACAAGUUAUGGUUUUUCUCCCACGAACUCAAACGUUUAUCAUAACUACUUUUACAUUACUUUAAUUCCAUACCGAAUGGGCUUUAGAGGAAGGGAACAGCUAAGCCCACGUUGAAGGAACUUAUAAUAAGAAAGAAGCCUAUAAAAAAUAAUAAUAAAAAAACUGGUAUAACUUAAAACCGGAAAAAAAAAAAGAAAGAAAAAUUGGUAAUCCGCAAAAAUUAACUCCACGGUCAAAUUUAAUUUAUAUCGGUUUCAAGUAAAAACGUUUGACUGUAGAUAUUGACAGUAUUGACUGUGGGAAAAAGGGACCCUGUAAAAGACAGGGAUCAAAUCCGGGGAUCAAAUUUAUUAAUUGACCAUAUAUUAAAGAGAGCGAGAUCUGAGGAAAUUGUAUUUUUUUUUCUGAUGUUGUUUCACCUUAUUUCGGCUUAGAUAAAUACAACAAAUCUGAAUGCAAUUUAGUUAAGAAUCGCAACUUUUAACUUAUUUCCAAGACGAAAAACCAGUUACAGCAACUAAUUAGUUCAAGCAAAAUGCCGGUCAUUUCCGUGAUUGUUAAUCCUAAUAUGUAACUCGAUUUUUGAAGGGUAGGUUAACCACGGUUUCACCAAGAUUAUAAUCAAAAUGCGAUCAAAGAGGUUUGCUCUCAUUGCAGUGAAACUACUGUUUUAAUUUUAAAGACAAGAAGAUGGUUUAGACUUUGAAAUAUUUGUUUUCACCAAGCAGGAAAAUACCAUUUGAAACGAAAGUGAAAAAUUAUUUUAACCUCUCAUUUUGCAACUGCUGAUAACGGUAUAUUUUUGCCUAUCUAACGAGGUAUCGGAGAUUGAGUUGUUGCUGAAUAUUGUUUAAAUAUAUGUUUUACACCUGCAAUGUUCCCAAUGAUUUACUGAAAUGAAAAUUUUUCUUUUAACCAUAAAAUUUCUUAUUAGUUAUUCACGAUUUGCACAUCUGCCAAAACACACCUUGCUUGCACCCCAAAAUUUUGCCGCAUAAGCAUAGUGUUACAUUUCUCUCGGGACCACUGUAAUACCCUAUCGAUAUAUCCAAAAGAGUAUCGAAUAGAAUUUCCGCGAAUUUUUCUCUUAAAAAAUGGGUUUAGAAGCAUCUCUCCAGUCAGAAGUAAUUAGGUUCGAUACUAUUGCUCCAGUUCUUGAAAAUGAGCGUUUGAAAAUUUCCAACCUACAGGGAAAUUCGCAGCGAUUUAAGUGGUAAAGGGCCAAAUGGGAGGUUUUUUGGCCCGACAAGCUCCAAAAUUACACUAUCAACGGAAAAGAAAUGGAGAAAAAGAGGCUAAUAGCUGACCGGCGCGUCUCCAGUAGCGAUCCCAUAAAUAAUAGCGGGACGCAUCUCGGUUCCAGUCCCCUUCUCGUAUCUAAAGUGGCGAUUUCCCCGAAGAAGUCAGGAUGUGCCCGACGAAAUAUUGGAAAGAAAAAGCCUAAGCUAUUUGCUGUACAACCAGCCUUGCGUUUUUACUGUUUGUUUACAACAAUGAAAAUUUGCUGAUUAGAUCCAGCAGGAUCCGCACCUUUGUUUUGUACGUUGACCCUAGCUACUUGUGACAAUAUCACCACCCCAUGCAACCUUAUCCUGCUUGCUGUUCAGGUUACGUCUUCACGGAAACUGUCUCAGUAUUGUCUUUAAAAAAUAACUAAAAUAACGGAAGAAGUAUCCGAAUAGUUUCUAUCAUUUUUAACUUAGUGGUGGGUCUGCCCUUUAUUGAUCUUUUUUUGACACUCGAUUCAGAAUGGUUCUUAAUCCCCAUAAAAAGGAGGAAAAAAACCGCGAAAAUUGAAGACUUGAUGGUCGUUCCGUAGCAGAUGGAAACUCUCUCUGACCACCACUCAUUUCAUCUAUAUAAACAACGCUUAGCUUUUAACUUCAUGAAAGUGCUUUGUUUAAGCUUUUCUUUUUAAAUAUUUUUAACGCAGAGCGAGGAUUUGAUGAUUGCCUUUUGGGGUCACAAAUAGAUGGAUAUUAUCGCUACGAACCGUUUGGAAGCAAGCAGGAGAGUCUUGAUAAAGCGGCCACGAAAAUUCAAUCUUCUUUCCGUGGCCACAGGGCAAGGCAAGAGAUUCGAAAGGGCAACGUCGCAUCCGAAGAAAACGACGCAGAAAAAAUCCAGGGAGUGGUUGAUGGUUUUGGCGGGAAACAAUACGGCAGUAAGGAACACGCGGCUGCCGUUCAGAUACAAGCUGGUUGCCGUGGUUACAUUACUCGUAAAGAGCUGAAGAUGCGAGACGAGGCCGCGAUCAAAAUUCAAGCUGGUUAUCGAGGUUACGCGGUCCGGAAAGGGUUGAAAGAGGGCUCCGUAAGGUCAAACUUGGAUAGAGUCGACGAAGAAGUUCCAAAGGCUAAUGAGGACAAUGAGGAGUUAGAGAGUAAUGAAGAGGUAGAAGCCGCGGCUAUUAAAAUUCAGUCCGCAUUCAGGGGCCAUCGAACAAGGGAAGCAGUGCUCAGUAAAAAAGAAAAGGAAGAGAACGCUACUGACACCAAAGAGGAAGGCAACAGAGCGACAGAAAGGGAGCGUGAUCUGUCUGCUAUUAAAAUCCAGUCAAGCUAUCGUGGUUACCACACCAGAAAACAGAUACAAGAAAGGGGGGAAGCAGCCACGAAAAUUCAAGCUUAUUACAAAGGUUACAGGGUCCGAGGGCUUCGUCGUGCGCAGUCGGAAGCUGCCGUCAAGAUACAAAGUUACUACCGAGGAUAUAAGGCAAGAGAACAGUUUAAAAAGAGUUAUUCCUCGAAAAACUUCCUGGCCGUUUCAAACGACGAUGAGUUUGCCCUUCACAGGGACAGUCGAACAUCGUUCAGUCUUCCCGAAGGCGUGAAAUUUGAGGGAACCCUUGACGAGGACAGCGACUCGGAGAUCGAUAAGAUGGUGGAUCAGUUGGAAGAAAAGCAGAAAUUGAAAGCAAUCGAAGAAGCUUCGAGUCCCGAUGCUGCAACGAAAGACAAGGGCGGUGAAGAUAAACCAACUGCUGAUUCAUAA
Porites evermanni is the source of this 4093-nucleotide messenger RNA. Lineage: Eukaryota; Metazoa; Cnidaria; Anthozoa; Scleractinia; Poritidae. The record is from the annotation of a GenBank genome assembly.